GUCGUUGGGGGGACGUCACGUGAUCGUCCAAGAUGGCGGCCCCCAGGGGAAGGGCGUGCGCCUGGCCAGUGCUGUAGCCGAGUCGCCUUUUUUUUUUUUUUUUUUAACCAGAGGCGGACGCCGCGGCAGCGGAAUAAGUUUUUUAACGGCUUGCAGAGCUCUAGGGCUCGAGGUGAGUUUUACCCGGCGAGUAUGUUUGCAUGGGGGAAGCGGCGCUCAAGGUCACGAUGGACGUCAAAUGUGGGGAGACUAUGGAGUAUGGUGGGUUUGAGGUUACGGGGUGGGGGUAGGGGCAGGGGCAGGGGCGAAACUAGGCUCUGUUUCACCCGAGUCAAUAACUUGGCACACACACACACCAUGCAUUUGCGUACAAACACGCACAGGCUGGGAGCCUCAGUGGCGCCCCACUGGAGGCUUUCCCCGGGGCAACGUCACCCGCCCCCGGUAGCUGCGGCUCUCGGUGUGGCCUCCCUGGUGAGACUGUUUGCCUUUAUUUAAAAUUAGAGUCUUAUUCCCGUGGAGCUUAUGUCCCUGCAGGCGUGUAUAGAAUUGCAAUCAUUUAUGGGUGCGGCUUUCCCGCUGCUUUGUGGUAAGUGAAAAUUAGUAUAUAGUGAGCAUAGUAUGUUACUUUUUAUUAUUUUUAAAGUAGUGUUGUUGGCAUCUGUCAGGCUUGGAAGACAAUGGAGGAGUGCACCUUCAGGGGUGAAGUCAAAAGGUUGGAGAGUUACAGCGCCUGUUGUGGCUGAAGAGAUUGAUAAGGGGGAGACAUGAUGCAUUACUGCAGCAGCGCAACUGGACACCUUAAUCUGCCCCAGGGGCAACAAAACAUGUCUCUCCCAUAUCGGUCUCUACAGCCACAGCAGGUGCUGCAACCUUCCAACAGCUUGACUACACCCCCAAAGGCUCAUCCCUGAGACAGAUGGAUGACAGCAACAAAUAUGUAUAGCAGUUAACAGCAGUGACUGUUAAUGAAAUACGAAGAAAAUAUCCAAAUGUAAUUGAGGGCAGGAGGGUUGAUUACGUCUCUUAGAAAUGUGAAUUUAGGAAUUUUUCUUAGCAGCACAAUGACACAAUGCAUGAGCAUGUAAAGGGAAGGAAUAAAGAAGUAUGAAGACUGGCUCAAUUCUUAACUGUUCCCAUUGCCUGGAAAAUGUGGCUCUCAGGGUGUAAAUAGUGUUAGAAACUGGGUUGGAAAAUUUUGGAGUUACUCGCUUGUCCAGGCAACAACAUAUUUAUGUGCAUGCAGGUGAUAUGCAAAGAUUGUAGUGACCCGGAAGGAGGUGGAAGGUGUAGUGGGGUUAUGUGCACUACACUGUCAUGCUCAGUGACUUGGAACAUAACCCCAGUGCGAAUCAGGGAUUGCCUGUAUAGCUGGAAGCAACAGGAUACAAUUGAGGACUUCAUACAUGCCCUCUAGCAACUCUAUUGUGUGGGUCAGAUUUAACCCUGAACUGUGUGCCAGAUUUACUGUAUCCCAUCAAACUAAACUGGAACAACCUUACUAACCAAGCCAAUGUCAAAUAUGUUAGAUCAAUGGACUUCUCCCAUUUUUAAUCUGAUAUAAGGAGUGGGGACAUGCAUGCAUACACAGACUAAGGGAAUUUAUGCUUGGUGUCUUUGGGGAGUUUUUGUGUGUGUUAAGCAGCAGCGGCAGCUUGCUCCAUGCGCAAUAAAUGGACCGUCCACUUCCUCCCCACCAGCUGUAGAAGAAGAGAAGAGUUUGGAUUUGAUAUCCCGCCUUUCACUCCCUUUAAGGAGUCUCAAAGCGGCUAACAUUCUCCUUUCCCUUCCUCCCCCACAACAAACACUCUGUGAGGUGAGUGGGGCUGAAAGACUUCAAAGAAGUGUGACUGGCCCAAGGUCACCCAGCAGAUGCAUGUGGAGGAGUGGGGAAUCAAACCCGGUUCCCCAGAUUACGAGUCCACCACUCUUAACCACUACACCACACUGGCUCAAAGGCGGUGUAAGGCGGGCUGAGUGGGAGGAGGCAGACAGGCUAGACGCCCAGCGGUGGACCCCGCCCCUAUGGUUACAGUAUUUUUUUCUAUAUUUAAUUGCUACAUUCCAUUUAUAAGACGACCCAUGGUUUUACACUUAAAAAAAUUGGGGGGGGGGGGGGCUCGUCUUAUACAUGGAAAAAUACGGUAUUCUGUUUCUUGGACUAUACUGUGCAGUAGAAUCCAAGAGUUGACAUAAUGUCGGCAUCUGCUGGCUUCUCGGCUGUAAAUUUCACAAACUAUUAUGCCUGGGUCAUUAAAUAUGUUUUUCUUUCAAUCAUAUUGCUGGUGUGUCUGAUGUACAUACAUACAUACUCAUUUUUGUAAUCAGCACCAUUUCGUUUUCUUUCCCAGUGCUCCAGGAACUAAGAUGGCAGGAGAAUUGAUCGAACCUACUUCAGAAAAAAAAGUUCAUAUUGCAAGUAGAGACAUAUCUGAAAUCCUGAAAGAAAGGUUUGAGCGGCUUUCAGAAGCAGAUCAGUGAGUGGUCUUCGCAAAUUUAAAAAUAUUUUAAACUGGGGUUGUUUUUUUCUGUUCCCAUUUUCAAAGCAUUGAAAAAUUUACCUUGUUGUACAUGGUGCAAGUAGUUUGUGAAGAAUGGAGCCCACGUGAUACCAUACAAAAUACCACAUGGAAGCCUAUGCCAAGUCUCUGCUUUCCUCUAUUCACAAAAAUAGGGAAUGCUAUUUUACCUGACUAGCAGGAUUAGCAAGAUAAACAUUAAAGACAAUGUUGGAUGUUGAAACCAAUGUGACUUGAAAUAACACUUUCAGUGUUUUAUUUAGUUUAACUUUUAAUUGCAUCCUUCAACUUAAAAGACAGGUCCCAGGACUUCAGAAAAUGUAUUUAGUAUUGUCAGUUGAAAUAACUGAAGACCACACGUUGCUUUUUAUAUAUGACCCCAUCAUGUAUAAAACAUAAAACCCUCUGCUAUUUAGAAAUGUAAAAACAUUUGUAAAACAUUUCUUCAAGAGAACAGCAAAAUCUUCAAACCAGUUUUAAGGAUCUGCUAGGGUUCUUGCCAGUGACUAUGGUUGUCCUUAGAAGCUGAAGUGAUGUAUUUACUAUUGUCCCUCCUGCUGCUCCUUCUAUAGCUGCUCAUAUGCUUGCAUCCUCUAUCGGAGCCUCAGAGUAUUGGACAGCUGUUCACUCUAAGCGUAGAUCUGGCAAUCCUAUGGACACUUGGAAUAGUUCUCCAAUUAACAAGAGGGCUUAUAGCUCAAUAGGUAGAAUUGCAAUCCUAAGUAUUUUGUUGCAGCUGUGAAAAUCACUGUCCCUUUUUAAUACUGCAAGUGGUUGUAUCUGUCAGCUCUAAUAGGACACAGCAACAUACUGGUAGCACUGGGGGAUAUACCCAAAGAAUACAGUAUUUGUCUGGUUUCACAAAUGUGCUUCUUUGCACAGCACACAAGGAUACAACUCUCCUAAUGCACCAUGUUUGUACAUGCACAGCUAUUAGCAAUUCUUGAAAUGUUUUUUCCUUUUCUUCCACAGGAGUUUUUUUCAAAGUGGAUCCAUGUUCCUUGCCUUAAAUGGAAGUCUCUGCGGCUUAGUAGCAAAUAGCUUGUUUAGACGUGUCCUGAAUAUAACCCAAGCUCGUAUUGUAUCUGCUCUGCCCAUGGCUGUUUUACCGUUCAUUACAACUGUGGUCACUUAUGAGUGUUUGAUUAAUCGGCCUUUAAUGGAAGGUACGUUAUCUGCAUUCAAAGCGAACUGUAACCUUUGAAAUGUCUGUGCUGGGAAGGAUGUAUUAGCCACACUGGGACAAGGUUACCUACUCACAAGACAAGAGGCUAUUUGCAAUACUCCCCAGAUAUAUAGGGCUAUGGAAACUUGUUCCUUUAGCUCUUUGUAGUACUCUCUUCUUGAGAAAAUAAAAUGAGCUUAAGGUGCAGGUGAGGUGGGGGGUGCCCCACCCACUGAUGGUAUGCAAGACCUCACAGCUGGAAGAGUACCAGUUCUUUAAAACAGUAAUAAUACAGUGUGGUGUUUCAGCGCCUUACCUGCAAUUUGGUGUUACUGUUGUUUCUAUACUUUUCCGAAGCGUCCCAAAAGAAACUCAGUAUAUAGAUGUAGAUAAUUGUUUUUGGCAUCCAACAUGGAGAGCCUUCUUGCAUUCAAAAAGAUUAUCUUAGUCCCCUUUGAGUGUAAACUGCAGGAUAAUGCUGUUAAAAUUACUUCCAAAUACUCAACCUUCCAUCUUGCCCAGUUAGCAAGUGAUGAUUCUGGAUCAUGUCACUGUACAUAUUUUGGUGGAGUAGUCUAUAGUGCUAGAACGCCCAAUGCAUUGGCUUCUCUCUUCAAGGCACACCUUGGUCCCUCUUGUGGCAUAUAUUUAGGGAAUCUCAGGAAUAUUUUGCAGCAAUACUUUUAUGACAGGUGCUAUUGAAAUCUGAGCAGCUUAUCAGCCUAACAAAGUCUAAUCAAAAUUAGGAAAGCAGAUUUUAAGAUGCAGUGAUGUAAGCCUGCAAUAGGGAUGCUGUCACUACAUCACUUAAUUCACAUGUUAUUUGUCUGCAAAUUUAAGUCAGACUUAGGGUUUUACAGCUUAUCUGUCUAUUUCGUUCUCCAGGUGAUCUAAAUUGUGCAACUUGCGCCUGGAUCAGAGGUGGUGCAAUUGGAGGAGUAAUAGGUUGGUUCUACCCCAUUUUCCUAGCUCUACCUUUGAAUGCCGCUCUUGCAACAAGGUACGAUUUUAAUCUUCUAUGUAAACUCAGCUUUUACAUGUGCAGUUUUGGAAAAUCCAUUGCACUGAUUGCAAGGGAUGGAGGGGGGUGCUACCAGUGUUGGGACCAUGAGCUGUUCACCCUUACAUGGGAAAUCCCUAAAAUGGAAUUUCAGUUAAAAAUGCACAUUGUUUUUCCACACCUAACUUCAGUUUUCUAGGAUUACCUAAACUGAUUUCCAAGUAUAGCUUCCCCUCCAUCACUCUCUUCAGACAUCCAUUGUCUGGGUUAAUCUGCUUGAAUCACAAGCACUUGCUAUUGCUCUUUCAUUCCUGAACACCACCUGAAAGGGAAAUCUGAAUAAUGGACCAACAAUUGGUUGUAAAAUAAAUAGGUGUAACAAAGUCUGCAUCAUUAGCUUGUGCCUAAUGAAGUGUUUUCUGGCAACAAUAUAGAGCCAUUAGUUUGUAGAACACCUUUCUGCACCUUUUCUGGCAUCAUGUAAAUUGGUCCCCUUUCACAUGUUGUGGCUGCAUUUAAUUAACACAUGUUUUGUCCAUAUAUAGAAUUUGCUCAGUUUUUGCUUCACUUUUAGUAUAAUUAUGAGGUAGUACACAGAGAUGCAGCGUCUAGUAUACAAUUUGGUAAAAGUGGGCUAGCACCUAUUUUGAAAGCCUAAUCUUAAGACAACUGACAAAGAGACUAAAGAGAGCUUGUAAACUGCUGCUCCAUCAGAAAACUUUCUUAAUAAAGGCUGAAUUUAACAGUAGCCUAGUGUUUGCAAUUGUCAAGCUAAUUCUUAUUUCCACCCCACCCCAGGUAUUUAACAACUCCCAUGCCAGGCCAAGAAAACAUGCUGCGCUACUGGUUGAUGGUUUGCAAACCCGUUUACAAAAAGAUGAAAUAUGCUGCAAUCCUUCAAAUUGCAUUUGGAGCAUACCUGACCUCAAAAAGUCAUGAAAUAUACAUUAAAAUGCUGCAGUUGCCCCAGCCUGGAGAAGACCCUGAAGAAAUAAAAGAUAAAAUUUGAAUUUAUGCAAUCAUUACUUAUUUGGUUUUUCUUUAUGUAAAUCAUCCUGCUAGUGUUUUUGUUUUUUAAAGUAGCUCUUAGCAUAUUGAGCAAGCCUUGGGACCUAAUGGUGAAGGGCCAGUACUUUUGCCUGUGCUUUUUCCCCUCCCUCUUUCUUUUUGGUACGGGGGAUAGGUGGAAAGUGAUGAAGGAGACCAGUAUACUUAGAAGAAACCUUUGUGGUGACGCUGGACAGGUUUCCCUCUUGCUCACAGAAUUGUGGAGUUGGAAGGGACCAUGAGGAUCAUCUAGUCCAAUCUCCUGCAAUGCAGGGAAUCCUACCGUACGUAAUACCAUGGAUGUGAGCAGCUGGUGUGUCUUACUUUUUUAAGAAAGAGUAGCUUCCAUUAACGGGUGGGAGAACAUUGCAUCAAGGCUACCUUCCAGGAAGGUUUUCCAAGGAGUGGCUGACAAAGCAGCAGCCUACAGAGCAUUGAAAAGCUCUGGGGUUUCAUUUUUGAGAUUGUAAGUUGCUUUAAAUACUGUAUCGUGUUUUAUUGUUGUAACCAGCUUGGGCGGCGCUUAAGUAAAUAAAGAAGAACAUUCCCUAGAGCUCUUCAAUGCCCUGCAGGUUGCUUACCUGACCAUAUUCCUCUGGAAGGGAAGGAAGAGAUCUUGAUUGUGCAUCAUUUAACACCUAGUGUACAACAAGCUCCUGCUCACCUCCCUGUUGUACUGUCUUAAGGAAUAGCAGAUCUGGACAAUUUCCAUGAUGGAUGCCACCAGAAUAAAAGGAAAACUGCUUGGCCUGUGGCAAGUGGUAUUUAUGACCUACUUGCAGUGGCCCAUGUUUCUCUUGCUGCCAGUUAAAUGUUUUAAUCUAUGUUGCUAAAAUAUUUUUUAUUCAAGACAGUUCUCAACAUAAUAAAAUGUGUAAGGUAAAUAUUUCUAUUUCUACAUUUUUCUCAAUUCUCAUCACAGCAUGGGUUAUGUGAAUUAAAUAUCAUUUUCUAGAACACAGAACACACCAAUCUGAACACAUUACUCAAGGCAGAAGGACCACCCCUCUGUUUAAACAAACACAUUUUCCAUUCUUAUAGACCAUGCUACUACAAAAUUGCUAUAUAUUAUAUUCAAAUGGUUUAUAAUCAACUUUGAGAAUGUGCUCCAGAGAGACAGAGAAUGUGUAUAUGUAUGGAAGCAGCAUCUAAGCUAUAAAAUGAUGUGUCAGUCCUCACCCUGGUUCCAGAUGAGUUGCAAACUCGUCUUAAUAUGCUGGUAACUCUGGCUGGGCAGGGAUUUUUCCCUGCUCAAUUAAUCCAAGAAUCCAGCCCCCCAAACAAGUGGGAAUUAAACUUUGCAUCAUCAGAUAUAAGAAUUUGAACUUCACACCCUUGCGUAAACCACCUCGGGUUGAAGAAGCAAACCUGAACAUUCCUUCUCCUAAUUUAUGUCUAAAUGGACAAAUGUUCAGUAGUGUAUAGGUGUUUGCUUUUGUUUUUUAACUGACAUGGAGUAUGUCCCCAACAAACCUUUUAGCAAUUUUGGGAACAAGACGGAUACAUCCUAUCUACUGUUUUUCAAAUUGGAUACUAAAAACCAGAUAAACCUUACCUAACAUUUUGCAAGUAAAUGUUUUGAUGCAGUCCAAAAAUGUCAAACAAAAGAUUUC
Molecule: messenger RNA, 7344 nt
Organism: Podarcis lilfordi (Lilford's wall lizard)
Lineage: Eukaryota; Metazoa; Chordata; Lepidosauria; Squamata; Lacertidae
Source: the annotation of a GenBank genome assembly